AUGGAAGUAAUAGAGGUAUUUUUAACAACAUUCAGAACAAGUUUAGUCCCCACUAUUCCAAUUCAAAAUUAUUAUAAUGUUGUUAAAAGACGUUUAAUAUUCUAUACAUCAUUAAAUAAAGUUGAAUUAUUUUCAAGUAUAAUUUGUUUUAUUAUACCAAUAAUAAUAAUUGUUUCUUCAUCAAUAUUUGCUGAAAAUAAUGAUUUGAUUCAUGACUGUUAUAAAAAGUAUAAAUCAAUUGGUACAAAAUAUUUUGGAUAUUUAUUAAUUCCAAUUUUAUCAAUUAUGAUUUUAUUUUAUUUUAAUUUAUCAUCAUCAAAUAUUACAUCAAUUUAUCAACAACAAUUUUCCAAAAAAAAUUUAUCUACUAUUUUAUUUAUAAGUUUUAUAAUUUUAUUAAUAAUUAUAAAUAAUACUAUUGAAUUAUAUUCAUUUAAAUAUUUAAUUUUAUUAAAUUUUAAUUUAAAUAAUAAAUCAAUUUUUUUUAACUUUUUGAAAUAUUCAAUAAUUCAAAGUUUUACAACAGGUUUAUACCAUGGAAUUAAAAAACAUUAUGAACCUGAACAUUGGAUUUUUGAAAAAGAUUUACCUAUUGAAGAAUUUCAUUUAAUUCUUCAAAUUUUAAUUAAUUGGUUCCAUUUUUUCAAAUAUAUAACGGGAUUUAUAUAG
Messenger RNA from Lodderomyces jiufengensis, 669 nucleotides. RefSeq lists its product as uncharacterized. The record is from RefSeq and is a predicted model, not a curated record. Lineage: Eukaryota; Fungi; Ascomycota; Pichiomycetes; Serinales; Debaryomycetaceae. Bases 1 to 669 code for a protein of 222 amino acids. The transcript has a single exon.